AUGGAUUCUGCUGCCCCUGCUGCUUCAAAAUACGAACAGUCCAUAGAAAGGUGCAGAAUCAUCAAAGAACGCCAAAAGACGUACCGCCAGUUAACUGGAGGAGAGGAAUCCACGGAGUAUUUCGAGCAACUCAGACGCGAGAGCUUAGAAGCAAUCAUGUCUUCGAUCUAUGUACCAGUUUCUAGAAAAGCUCAUGUUGUUACUGACCCGCCAAAGUUCGAUCUUGAAAGCUAUAUCGCAAAUUACAAAGGCAGAACCAGACUCGAGCGACUCUAUCUUAUCGGCGUCACCUCUACCUUCCUUGGCGUCGAUGCUUUAAAAAUGUUAAUCAAGGAAGCAAAACAAGGAAAGGAUGUGACUAUUUACAUGGAUGCUUGGGCUGCUUUGACCAAGAUUGCGCCAGAUGAACCAGAGGUCUUCAGAGAUGAUAAGUGGACUGAUGCUACGAAUAAAGCCAAUGCUGCGGAGGCUGCACGCUUGGAAACACAAUUGAAGGGCUAUAAGAAUAACUUGAUUAAGGAGAGCAUUCGUAUGGGAAAUGAAGAUUUAGGCAAACAUUAUGAAGCUACGGGUCAACUUGGCUUUGCUUUCGACGCUUAUUCUCGCAUGCGACAGGAUAUGAGCAUCCCAAGACACAUCGUCGGCAUUUCCAGACAUAUUAUCGAAGUUUGCAUUGAGAGAAAAGAAUACAUCGCAGUCCUUUCCACCGCUCAGAAGAUGAAAGGAAUAGCCGUCGGCCCAGAUGAUGAUAAGAUUAUCAAACCAUUCAUCCAUGCCGCUGAAGGUAUCGCACAAUUACAAGCUGCGAAAUAUGCAGAUGCUGCACAAUGUUUUCUACAAGCACCACCUGGAAUGGGUACAAGCUGCAACACAAUCAUCACUCCUAAUGAUGUUGCUGUCUAUGGAGGACUUUGCGCUUUGGCUACCAUCGAACGUAACGAUAUGCAAAAGUUAGUUCUCGAGAACUCCGAAUUCCGCACCUACCUCGAACUUGAACCACAUAUCCGCCGUGCCAUUCAAUCUUUUGUUGGUAGCAAGUACGCUGCAUGUUUGGAGAUCCUCGAGUCCUACAGAGCUGAUUAUCUACUCGAUAUCCACUUGCAACAGCAUGUUGAUGAACUUUAUACUCGUAUCAGAAGCAAGAGUAUUGUUCAGUACUUUAUUCCUUUCAGCUGUGUUACAUUUGAGACAUUGAAUAAGAACUUUGCGCCGCCUGGAAAGACUAUUGAGAAGGAGUUGGCGGAGAUGAUUAAAUGUGGAGAGUUGGAUGCUAGAAUCGAUCUCGUUUCUAAGACCCUCGUAUCAACACCUAAAGCGACCAGACAAGAAAUCCAACAAGAGGCUCUCAAGACAGCAAAGCAGGUAGAGCGUGAAGCUAGACAACAUUUGUUGAGGAUGAACAUUAUUGCGGCGGAUAUGGAAGUUAAGGGCUUGGGUAGACGGGGUAUGGGUGGCGCAUUGGCGGGGGAAUUGUUUGGUGGUAAUUAG
This is a messenger RNA of Sclerotinia borealis F-4128, 1488 nucleotides long. Lineage: Eukaryota; Fungi; Ascomycota; Leotiomycetes; Helotiales; Sclerotiniaceae. The record is from the annotation of a GenBank genome assembly.